UCAUCCGAUUUGGAGAAGCAUAGGAGGACUCACACUGGCGAAAGUUCAUGCAUUUGUGAAAUAUGCGGCAAAAUUUUUUCUCGAUUAUACACUAUGAAAAUCCAUAUGAGGACUCAUACUGGCGAAAUACCGUACAUUUGUAAAAUAUGCAAGAAAAGUUUCGCAUACAAAAGUAGUUUGCAAAGACACAAACAGAAACAUUUGAAAGAAGCAUAG
Loa loa (African eye worm) is the source of this 216-nucleotide messenger RNA. Its product is annotated as zinc finger protein. Gene Ontology annotation, biological process: regulation of transcription by RNA polymerase II. Lineage: Eukaryota; Metazoa; Nematoda; Chromadorea; Rhabditida; Onchocercidae. The record is from RefSeq and is a predicted model, not a curated record. The transcript has a single exon. The annotation marks the transcript as partial. Gene Ontology annotation, molecular function: RNA polymerase II cis-regulatory region sequence-specific DNA binding; DNA-binding transcription factor activity.